Messenger RNA from Nyctereutes procyonoides (raccoon dog), 2302 nucleotides. RefSeq names its product leucine rich repeat containing 63 (gene LRRC63). The coding region runs from base 1 to 1743 and encodes 580 amino acids. Gene Ontology annotation, molecular function: protein binding. The record is from RefSeq and is a predicted model, not a curated record. The transcript is spliced from 9 exons. NCBI's taxonomy places the organism in Eukaryota, Metazoa, Chordata, Mammalia, Carnivora, Canidae.
AUGCAAAACCACCCACAACUACUUCGAAGACCUUUACCUCCCAAACUCCCCAAACUGCCUUUAAGUAAGAAGAAAGUCCCUACAGCCAAGACUGGUAAAACUGAGCCAAAACAUGUAAAGUUCACUCAUGAUGAAACCACUUUAAUUCAAAGAAGGAAAACUAGUUUUCCUGAUGCUGUUUCAGGAGAUCAAUCACAAGCCCUUGUCAACGUCCAAAAUCUCUUUCUCGAUCAUUAUAUACAAGAAAGAGUGACUACUAUUUCAAUAUCCAGGAAAUCCAAUAAGAGUGCCUCCUGGCACAUUCCAGAGACUGCUACUGGUUCCAUAUUCUUUCCAAGCUCUCAUUCAGCCUCAAGUCGAAUUUUUGGGAAAGAAACAAGCCAAAUGAAAAUUUCAAGAAAAUCAAAAGAAGCAGCAUCAAAAAUUACAAAUAUUUAUUUUGGUGACAUGUUCAAAGACAUUCUGAUUCUCUCCGGACCUUCAAGCACCACUUCUCAAGCUAUUACUCCCAAACACAAGAAAGUUGGCUCUGAGUAUCUACUAUCAUCAAAGGAUAAAAUCUGUACUUUUAAGCAACAACUGGUAGGUCCACGUGCAACAGUGCCAAGCCCUGUACCAAGAAUUAUGCGUGUUAAAGCUGAAAGAUGGUGGUCUCCCCAGUUUAAAGAAAAAACUGCUGUGAUACUAAGUAUUACUCAUUUUCCAGGUCUCAUCUCCAUACCAUCACCAGUAUUGCCAAGAAAACCUCACAGACAGUCUUUGUUAGAAACUCAAGUAACAGAGUCUGAAAAUCUAGAAAGUGCUCCAAGGCAAAUCACGCCAAGCCUUUCUGAAGGUAUCAUUAAGUCUAAAAACCAGGAAGACUCACAGGCACAUGUUAUACAUGGUGGAGGUCUUAAGACUAUUAAUGUAACACGAUAUGAAACUAUAAUAACCAUGACCAACUUUGCCAUAGUAAACUGUCAAAUAUAUGGAAGAAAUGCACUUAAACUUAAGGGCUUUUUUCUCAUGAACUGUCCGGACUUAACGCCUUUGGCUUCCCAGCUGAUAUAUCUUAACUUAUCCUUUAAUGACAUCAGUCACUUCCCCACAGAAGUAUUUUGUCUUAAAAAUCUACAAAUACUAUUGCUGAGAAAUAAUCCUAUCAAAGAAAUCCCUUCUGAAAUUCAACAGCUUAAGUUCCUUAGAAUUUUCAGCAUUGCCUUUAAUUUGAUUACCACUCUUCCACCUGGGUUAUUCUUGUUGUCCCAUCUUGAGGAACUUGAUAUUUCCUACAAUAGUAUUGAUUCUAUUCCAAAUGAAAUCCAGAAACUCAGAUCACUUGAAAAACUGAAUGUUGAUGGGAAUGAUCUAACGAGUUUUCCUCCUGCGAUUUUGAAGCUUAACCUGAAAAAAAUCCAAUUUGAGAACACUUACACUCAUCCUACUCUUUGGAAAGAAAAUUCAUUGAAUAGCCCACAGCCUCUCACUCAACUUACUUCUUUUUUCUUUUCAAAAAAUAAUCUACAUAAAUAUUACGAUGCGAUCCCAGUGGAAAUUCAAAAGCUACUAAAAUGCACAUCUAGAUGUGAAUGGUGUCACGGUCCCAAGUUUGGUGAAGGUUUUCAAGUCAUCCGAUCCUAUGAUGUUUCUGGAGCAACGCACCUUCCUGUUUUGUUUCAUGUCUGUUCUUCUUCCUGCUACAGAAAAGUGAAAGAAAGCAGUUUUUUUUCAGAGAAUAUUCCUAGUGGAAUAAUAGUCUAAAUUAUGAGUUGAUAAGUCAUGUGAUCAUUUAGGAGUCCCGCUUUAAAAGCCAUUAAAGUUUACGGACAUAGUAAUUCAUUUCUUUGAGAGUAUAGGUUCUAUUUUCUGUAACUCUUCUUUGUAAUCCCAGCCAGUUCGGGAAAAAGUUUGUGACUGUUUAGGAAUUGUUGCAGAAUAAUUACUUAAGAAGGAAUAGUUAAAGGUCUUUGGAUUUCAGCAAAGAUCUAGAAAAUUUCAUUCAGAGCAUGUUUACCAGAAAAUGAGAAAUGACGGAAAACUUUGCAGAAAAGGGAUUAUCUUACAACUGGCAUUUUCGUGCACCCAUUCCAAGUAGUAAGCUAGCUUUUUAAAGUCAUCAGUGGGGUUUGUGCCACAUAUGGACUCGAAGUCAAGUAUCUAAGUCCUCUUGGUGAAUUUUGGUGGAAAUCUGUCCAGUGCCAACCAUUGUUGACUGUUUAAGGGAAUAAAAGACCCAUUCCAGCCCUGUAUUUAGUUGUUUGAAUUCACCACACAGGCUCUUAGGAAAUUGGUGCAAUCUCUGGUCAGUUAUCCUGACCUU